Messenger RNA from Daphnia carinata, 3693 nucleotides. RefSeq lists its product as uncharacterized. Bases 252 to 3230 code for a protein of 992 amino acids. The transcript is spliced from 11 exons. The record is from RefSeq and is a predicted model, not a curated record. NCBI's taxonomy places the organism in Eukaryota, Metazoa, Arthropoda, Branchiopoda, Diplostraca, Daphniidae.
UGCCAAUGGUUACAUUUGAAUGACGUCACGUUGUCGUCGAUCAGCGCUUAAAUGAGUAAACUCGUGUGUGACUUCUUUGAAUAAAAUUAGUCAUUAAAUACCUGUCAACAAAAUUCUUUUGGUUUAAAUAACAAAUUUUAUUGGUACUUCUCCAGUUUCAUAAACUGUACAAGUACCUUUGAAGCAGUUACAGAUUUUGGAGGGAAAGUUUGGUUGGCUCGGAAUUGUACCGGGAAAGCACCUGCAGAAGCAUGUCUACGGAUGGAAGUUCGAAGUCACAGCCUGCUACAUCUUCACAUUUCCCUAAAUCUAUGAGAAGUGUAGAAUCCAUGCAAAGUGGCAGCAGUGGCAGUGAAAGCAAUAUACAAAAACACAUUUUCCAAAACAGUGGUAAAAUUGGGGCUUCACUUACCAAUCAUGCUGACCACAAACCCAUGUACGAAGUGGUAAUGGCUAGCCAAUCUAACCGUUUAGAAGGCACAACUCAGCUUCGGGCUCCAGGACAACAUCCAGAGAAACCAUAUGGACAGAGAGCAAAAAAGUCCUUCCCAAAACCAAAAUUCAAAGCACCAAUGCUUCAAAUGCUUGGCAAGGAUCCCACUAAUCCCGAAAUUGAAGUGGUGGAAUAUGUUGUUAAGGGUACAUGUAAUCAGGAGUCUAAGCAAGAUUUUACAGUUCCAAUUCUCAAGAUGGAGAAAAAUGUUGGUGCAAUGAAAGAAUUCAACGAUGAAGUUUUAUCUCAAUCACUGAAGAAAGAAGAAUGUGAAGAACCAAAAUUGAGCAAACCAUCACCAUUACCUAAUAGAACUGAAGCUUCAUAUUCACAAAAUUCUGGGCAAGCAACAAUCAAGAAUGCAUCUCCUGUUAUGAAAUCUCAUCCAGUGGCUGAUAGACCAUUGAGCAUGGAGAUGAUCAAUGGUGAAGAAAUGGCUGUGACGUCUACCACCACUUCACACAUUGCAAGUAGUUCACCAAUAGAUGAAGAACAUAAAAAAUCUAUCUUGGCAUCAAUGAAGCAGGCUUACACAUCAGAGUUAAGCCAGUCUGAUAAAGCUUUAAAAAGUGAAAAUGAAGUUAAUUUAGAUGAACCUGUUGGAAUGCCAGCUUUGACGGCCAUUAUCCCAGAGAGCAAGAUAAAUAACGAAGGAACAUCAGAUAUCGAUACCCCUAAGAUGCCCGUGUUAGAAAUGCAUGCCGAAGAUUCGUUCGAUGAAGAGUUAAAUAGCUUGGUAAAGAAAUCCCGGUUCAGUUCGCCAGAUUCGAAGACGGAUUUUGGGAUGGAUAGUCAAGAAGAUGUAUUUUCGGAAGCGUGCUCCAAACCAACAGGACUAACAGCAGUGGCAGCCAUUCCUGUUGAUCUUAGCCAUCAGUACGCGAAACCAGUGCAUAGUAAUAGCAAGAAACAGUUUAGUGAUCUGCAAGACAUUCAUCACCCGCCUACUCCCGCACCUACCCCCCAAACUGACGAUCUCGAGGCUGCAAUGGCUGCGCUUCAUGGUGAACCAUUGGAUCUUGACCCAAUUGAAACGGUAGUAGCUAUGACGAAGAUACCUGUAACAAAUUUAGUCGUUACAAAAGUAAAACGAGAUAAGGAUUUGGUCGAUAUCAGUGCACACUCUGCAGAUUCAGAUUAUCACCCGGAUUCAGGCAAUACAGAGAUAUCAAGUGACGAUGUGGUGAAAAGCAAACGGUCUCCAAAGCCGCACAAAUACCACAAAAUGGGCCCCAAAAGUAUGGUAGGUACAAAACUUGUGAAUAAACCAACCAAACCAAGCCCAAUGGCCAAAGUGACUGAUGAAGCCCAUCAUGAAACCAAAGCUGAAACAAAACCGGCCGUUGAAACCAAACAACCUACUAGACUAUCGAGAGAGGUCGAAAAGCUCUGUGCAGAUGAGAUGGUCAACAAUAUAUUACGCAGCAUGGAAGUACAAGGAUCAAGCAGAAGACGAGCCUCUCAGGCGGUAGUCACGUACAAAGAAUGUCAGUCGAAUAAUCCCGAAAAAGAUAUACGUUUUGCUCGGCGUGCUAAACGCAUCAAAGAGGAAGGAAUUUUUGAAAAAGAGUCUACACCUCCAAAGAAAAAUAGGAAUAAACGAACUACCUCAAUCGCCUCCUCAGUUGAAUCAGUCCCACAGGAUCGAGCAUUGCAACAGUGGGAAGCUCUUCAGAACUCCAAUAAUGAAGACAGAGUGGUAUACGUUCCUCGUAAGUUGGUCAAUCCCGCAGAUGCUUCGAAAAUUGUUCGCCGUCGGACUUUCUCCUCAGGUUCAAGCACAGACGCUAAUCAGAACGGCAACCGAAAGGUUUUACAUUCUCAAGACGAUGUGCAAACUGCCACUUACGCGUUAAAAAAAGAUCAUAGUUAUACGACAAUUAAAAAUGAGGCGUCAGAACCAGUAUCUUCUCAGCGUGGCACCGAAGAUUUGGCGUCUAAACUAAGCGCUAGUUGUCAGGAAAUUCAUAUUCGUUGCAAAGAACAUCUUUUGUAUGUCACACUCUGCCCCAGGACGUCUAAGUUACGGAAUAGCCUCAAUUCCACGAUCCUAAAAGAGCUUUCAAUGUUACUGCGAAAGCUAAAAAUGGAGCCACAGAUUCAUGUAGUGCUGUUCACCUCAGCAGGACCUGAUUUUUGCACGGGAAUCGACUUUCCUUCACUUAUUCACGAUAAUAUGGCUUCGAGAUUGGAAUCGUCCAUUUCCAUGGUGAACCACAUCCAAGAGUUUAUCACAGAAUUGGCCAACUGCGAUAAAAUACUUGUGGGCGGCGUAGUUGGAUCCGCCAUCGGUUUGGGGGUUACCAUGUUACCGUACCUGGAUCUCGUCUACGCCUGCGACAAAACCACGUUUUACUUGCCGUACGUAAAACUGGGCCAAAGUAGUGAGGGUGGACUACCUCUAACUUUUCCAUCAACAUCAAGGAAUUUGUUGAGCUUGCUGGUACACGAAGGACGACGUCUCACGGCCACGCAAGCAAAAACAUUAGGCUUGGUAGAUGACGUUUUUCUGCCGGAUAGUUUCCAAGAAGAAAUGAUUCCGCGCGUCGUUAAUUUGGCACUUCUUUAUUCGCAGAACUCGCUGCCUAUCAAGAGAAUGAGUCGGGCUGCACUCCGGCGCGACCUUCCAGCCGUCCUAAAGGAAGAAUCACAGCUGUUACGACAAAGUUGGAUUUCUGAAGAUUUUCAACGCCGGGCUAAACAAUUAUUCGACAGCGGAGAUCUUCUCUCGGCGUAAACGACCUUCGCCCUCAUCCAAGUUAGAACUUUUUUUUUCUUUUCCCCAUAUCUCGUCAGUUUAGUUUAAGUUGUGCGAAUCACCAAAGGAACGCGUUUCGCGCGGGUUUUCAAUUUUGAUUUCUUUUUAUCCGUCUUUACAUUUGCCUUCGCGUGUUUCGUGUUAAAAGCGGCGUGACAUUUUUCCCCUCCUUUUUCCUUUGGCACUUUGAAAUGGUUUCACUCAAAGUGACAUUACCGAGGUGCGUGUUUUUCCCGUAUCCUUAUGGCGAUCUGUCUUUUUUUCCCCGUUAAUGAUGGUAGAUGUUUACGCGCGUUGUGGGUUUGGAAUUUCGGAGGUCGUUAUUCUUCUCCAUUUAUUUAUGUAACCCAAUCCAGAUUUCAAUUAUCUCCACAUCACAUCGAGUGCCUGUUUUGCUAUCCGUUUUUUGAAAGACGGUCCCCUUAUUAGGUUUGCAUUGUUA